CACAAAUGCACGUCGCGAACUUUUUUUAAUCAAUCACACGGUCGACUGUUUUGAAUUUUCGACAAAUGAAUGGACGUUAGGAGGGUCGGGUUUCCAGCCCGCGGCCAAGAAGGUACAAUCAGGCAUUUAAACCAUCUACAUUAAGCAAUUGGGAAGUACCAAAAAAUUUCAAUCACAGGCCUUCACAACGUGAAGGUUGUACGAGUCCAAUCGCAAAUUCGAGGGGUCAUUUAUUACCAGGAAUUAAGAAAAGCAAAGAUAAUCAAUGGGCGUCCUAUCUAACUGCUUGGGACUUUCCUAAGAAAAUAUCUAAAAAAGUUGCUUAUGAAAUAAAUGGUUUAAGAAAAAAUGAUGAAAUAAAGCCGUUCCCAAGAAAGAAACACGAAAUUAUUCAAGAUAUUGUUAACAAUGCAGAAACUACUGUUAUUCCUGAUCCAAUUUUUAAGGAUGAGGAAAACAAGAAAGUCGAACUAGAACCAGUCCCUUAUGUACCAGGAGAUCUAACGAACGAAAAGGAUCAACCGCCCAGUCACAAAGAAUUGGACAAAGAACGUUUCCACAAAACCGAAACCAUUAAGGUGCAAGGCUUUCCAAAAACCACCACAGAAGAUUUCACUCGAGAAAAUCCUCCACCUGAGAUUGACCUAACUAAAGGAGCCGAAGAAAUGUACGAAAAACAUAGAGAAAUGAUGUGCAGAACAUGCCCAAUGGCCGAACACACUAAAAGUUACAAAAUUGGCUCACCAAUAUUGGCAGCGAUUUCAAAUUUCAGUCUGGCCAAGAAACUUCACAAGGAAAACUUGGAACACGAACCUCUGCCAGACACCAUAGCUCAUAAAAUGUAUCGCAAAUUGCAAAUGCAACGGAACGGCAUAGACCCAGGAUUAGCAAUUGACGCAGAAAACCAAGUGACAGGCAUAGGUUGGAAGGAACAUGGGGCGUACGGUCCAACUAGAUGCACGAAAAUGCGCGUGUUCAGACCGAAGACUUGCAUCCACAACAAAAUCAUCAAUGAACACGAAAAUAGACCUAGCAGUGUUAGUAGCUUCGAUAGGAAAUGGCGCUUCAUAAGGCAAAGUAAAGUAUCGCCGAUAGACUUGGCAAUUUGCUGGGACUUGAGUCCUGAAAACCCCGACGAUGAACCAGUUAGACCAAAACACAUCGACGGAUCAAACGGGUCUGAAGCGCCAGCAGUUUUCACCCUGGUACACACGCCAAAGGAAAACGAUCUAGGGGUAAUUAAAGAGCCGAAAUGUGAUGGAAUACACGGCUGUGGACCUUUGUUUGAGCACAGGAACGAAUGCGACGACAUUAAGAAUAAUUUCUUUGAGAGACCCAAAACAAGUUCGGAAAAAAGCAGUAAGUCGAGCUCUGCUUCGAGCAAGAAACGCGCAAAAAGUGCCACGAAUUUAAUUGAUGAAGAAAUUGCAUCAGAAUCAUCACAAAAAUCUUUUCAUAAAAGUGUGCCAGAUUUAAAGGCUAUAAAAGACAUACAAGCCGAAUGCAAGGAUUGUUCAAAGCCUGUUAAAAAGAAAAAGAACAAAUACUGCCAAGCCUGUCAAAAGAAACCAGUUCCGUGGAAAGAGAACAAGCCCAAAAACGAAUUCAAAAUGGCUUUUAAGGCUGGUUUGGCUCACAAAAAUCGGAAAAGAGUGGAUUACCCGGACCAUUGGCGCUUGGCGAGUGUUUAUCAACAGUCGUACAAGCCCAUCGAAUUAAGAAAGAGACCGUUAUUAGCAACCGUAUAUAAUUAAAUAUGAUAUUACUGUUUAAAAAUCUUCAGCUUUUAUUAAACAUUAAUUAUUUUUUAAAUAACACUAUAUUCACAACAUUUAUGAGCACUCUUGUAUACGACUUUAAAUAGUA
Messenger RNA from Aethina tumida (small hive beetle), 1866 nucleotides. RefSeq lists its product as uncharacterized. The record is from RefSeq and is a predicted model, not a curated record. Bases 666 to 1754 code for a protein of 362 amino acids. NCBI's taxonomy places the organism in Eukaryota, Metazoa, Arthropoda, Insecta, Coleoptera, Nitidulidae. The transcript is spliced from 5 exons.